AUGAACAUAUCCAAUAUACGAGAUCACAUGUUAUCUCAGCCUGCAUCAUUUAAGAAGAAGAGAGAUUAUCAAUUAGAAGAAGUUUUAGGUAGAGGUGGGUUCGGGAAAGUGGUUAGAGCUGUUUGGACCACUAAAGACGGUGGAAAGAGGGAUGUAGCUUUAAAGAUAAUAUCGAAGAAGCUGGUCAAAGAUAACGAACAAGCUGUAAUGGAUGAGAUAAGCGUAUUGAAAGGUUUAGAUCAUCCCAAUAUAGUUCACGUAUGGGACAAUUUCGAGUCCAGGGACAAAUUCUACCUCACCUUCGAACUCGCAGUUGGAGGGGAACUCUUUGAUCGGAUAUCUGAAAUCGGUAAAUUCACUGAGAAAGAUGCUUUGGAAUGUAUAAGACAAGUUUGCUCAGCAACUGCAUAUCUACAUUCACAUCAAAUCGUGCAUCGUGAUUUAAAACCUGAAAAUAUCUUAUACAAAACAAAAGAUCCAAAUUCACAGAUAGUAAUAGCAGAUUUCGGAAUUGCUAAACAUUUGGAAAAUCCUGAUGAAGAAUUGAUCGACGCUGCUGGAAGUUUCGGUUAUGCUGCUCCAGAAGUCUUGAUGGGUACGGGUCAUGGUGUUAAAUGUGAUUGCUGGAGUAUCGGCGUAAUCGCUUUCACGAUAUUGUGCGGUUAUUCGCCGUUUCGUGAAACUGAUAAAAACGCUUUGCUUCGUGAAAUGACCAGAGGGAGAGUGACUUUCCAUGAAAGAUACUGGAAAAAGGUCUCGAAUACUGCCAAAGAUUUCAUCAAGAGUCUGCUCGUAGUAGAUCCAAAGAAAAGGAUGUCAGCGGCUGAUUCCCUCAAACAUCCCUGGAUGUCUGCAGGUAAGACUAUUGAGACUGAUCUGUCGGAAGCUGUCAUUCCAGCUCUAAAUGCUAAGAUGCAAUGGAGAAAGGCGUUCAGAGCUGUUCAAGCUACGAAUCGAUUGAGAGCAGGAUCGACUUCAUCUCAGUCGACAACAUUAACGCCAUCCACUUCGGCAUCAUCCAACCAUACUCCAACAUUAUCACCUGUGACCCCUCUGGCCGUACCCGUACCGACGGUGGUAACCCCGUUAUCUAUGACAGAGGAAGAACCGAUGUCUGAUACACAUAGUUAUUUCACUGCUGACGAAGACGCUCAUCAUGAGAUAUAUACACCUGGAAGUGUCAACCAAGAUCAGGACCAGAAGCAAAUAACAGAUAGAAUUGGUAACAGCGACGUGAAGAUAAUCACUGGAGAAGCAGAUAGUCCAAAAAGUUCAAAGAUUGAUCAUAUCGAUAAGAAAGAUUUCGCCACUUCAAGUUCAGAUCCAAUUUCCAAACAAUCGAGAGCAGAUCCAAUUACAUCGACGGAAGUACCAACGGAAGUGCGAAAUUCACGGCCGGAAAGUGCAAGGAAAGGCUCAGUAGAAAGUGUAGUGGGAAGCGUUAAAGGGCUAAUGGGUAAAUUAAGAUUAUGA
Messenger RNA from Kwoniella shivajii, 1473 nucleotides. RefSeq lists its product as uncharacterized. NCBI's taxonomy places the organism in Eukaryota, Fungi, Basidiomycota, Tremellomycetes, Tremellales, Cryptococcaceae. Gene Ontology annotation, molecular function: calcium/calmodulin-dependent protein kinase activity; ATP binding. Bases 1 to 1473 code for a protein of 490 amino acids. Gene Ontology annotation, biological process: cellular response to oxidative stress; protein phosphorylation. The transcript is spliced from 8 exons. The record is from RefSeq and is a predicted model, not a curated record.